Messenger RNA from Cygnus olor (mute swan), 2450 nucleotides. It is a transcript of the gene NEK2, whose product is annotated as NIMA related kinase 2. Gene Ontology annotation, molecular function: protein kinase activity; ATP binding. The coding region runs from base 80 to 1414 and encodes 444 amino acids. Lineage: Eukaryota; Metazoa; Chordata; Aves; Anseriformes; Anatidae. Gene Ontology annotation, biological process: protein phosphorylation. The record is from RefSeq and is a predicted model, not a curated record. The transcript is spliced from 9 exons.
ACGGCGGCGGGGCGGGGGGCUGCGGGCAGCUACCGGUGGCGGAGCGGCCGCCAUUUUGGGCGCGGCCGCCAUUAACGCCAUGCCCGGGCGGCCCGAGGACUAUGAGGUGCUGCUCACCAUCGGCGCCGGCUCCUACGGCAAGUGCCGCAAGGUGCGGCGCAAGGCCGACGGCAAGAUCCUGGUGUGGAAGGAGCUGGACUACGGCUCCAUGACGGAGGCGGAGAAGCAGAUGCUCGUUUCCGAGGUGAACCUGCUCCGCGAGCUGAGGCACCCCAACAUCGUCCGCUACCACGACCGCAUCAUCGACAGGAGCAGCACGACGCUGUACAUCGUCAUGGAGUACUGCGACGGCGGGGACCUGGCCAGCCUUAUCGCCCGCUGCACGAAGGAAAGGCAUUACUUGGAAGAAAGCUUUGUUCUCCGAGUGUUGACUCAAUUGACGUUGGCCUUGAAGGAAUGUCAUAGACGGAGUGAUGGUGCAGUCACUGUGCAUCGUGACCUAAAACCAGCAAAUGUCUUCCUAGAUAGCAAGCAGAAUGUUAAACUCGGAGAUUUUGGACUGGCUAGAAUAUUGCACCAUGACACCAGCUUUGCCAAAACAUUUGUUGGAACUCCGUAUUAUAUGUCUCCGGAACAAAUGAACCACAUGUCAUACAAUGAAAAAUCUGACAUCUGGUCUCUAGGAUGUCUCCUGUAUGAGUUAUGUGCUCUCUCGCCUCCAUUUAGAGCUUACAACCAAAAGGAGUUGGCAGAAAAGAUAAGGGAAGGAAAAUUUAGACGAAUACCAUAUCGUUACUCAGAGCAGUUGAAUGAACUUCUCAAAGAGAUGCUGAAUUUAAAGGAUUAUUGCCGACCUUCUGUUGAAGAUAUUCUGCAGCACCCCUUGAUAGCAGACUUGGUGACAGAAGAGCUGAAAAAAAACUCUGAUAAAAGAGGCCGGAGAUCCGGGGAGCCAGAGAGGCUGCAGCAUCUGGAUGCUCCAGUGAAUGAGCUGAAACUGAAGGAGCGACAAUUAAAAGAAAGAGAGCAAGCCAUUAAAGACAGAGAGCAACGUUUGGAGCAGAGAGAACGAGAACUCUGUGUUCGAGAGAGACUGGCAGAGGACAAACUUGCUAGAGCUGAGAACUUGAUGAGGAACUACAAUCUCUACAAGCAGCAGAGGACAUUAGCUUCUGUAGAUGGUCCAGACAAUGAGCUUCUGUUCCCCCUUUCUACAACCAAGAAGAAAGUCCACUUUGGUGGAAGCGAAGAGAAUGCUAUGCCUCCUGCUAACAUGGAAAACUACCCCCUUCCCAAAGGGAAAUGCUCUGAUCUCAAAAGACGCCUGUAUGCUGCAAAUCUGCGUGCUCAAGCACUGUGUGAACUGGAAAAAAACUAUCAACUGAAGAGCAGGCAAAUCUUGGGCAUGCGCUGAAACUGUAACAUAGGUAUAUGGUAUUUAUCUUUUUGGAGUUGAUUAAAUGUAUAGGAAGAUAUUUAUGCCUUCUUUUAAGCUGGAACCUACUGAAAAUAGAGUUUAACGGUCCUUAUACGAAUUCUUUUAGUCUACUACAGGUAGUUCAUAAUAAGGAUAUAAGAGAUUAUGUUACAAAAAUAAGUAGUUUUGAUACCCAGCUGAAUUGUAUUACUUAAAAAAAAAAAAAAACACCUUUUGUUUUUCUUUGUUUACCACACAUCUCCGAAAAAAAGUAAAUAAUGAAUAUAAUAAAACAGAUUUUUCCAGAUCUGGUGUAAAAAACAUUCAGCUGAAAAAAGUACAGAGAUUCACGGUCUCUAGGUUAAAAUGAUGCUGUACAUAAUGUACAAUACUUGAUAAAAGUAUUGAUAUUUUGUAUAUGUGGAAAAGUAGUGGCUUUUUAUUUGCUUGUAAAUAUUUUUUUUAACUCUCAAAAGAGCAAAAAUAUUUUUGUAUUUCUUCUUACUAACUAGGUGACCUAUCAAAGCAGGCUACUUUUAGUUUAAUGUCUUUGACUAAUGAUUGUCAGCUUAGCAUAAGUGAUGAGUUUAUCGUCCUUGCUGCCUGGACAGCUGCAGGGCUUUUUGUCAGCUCCUAAAAGACUCGCUUCGGGGUAUAGUAUCACCAGUUUGUCUUGAAACUGAGACGUAGACUGAUCCCCUGGCUCUGCUCUCCUGGACAGGACAUCAUCCAGGGUAUUAGCACGUGUGUUUCGGGGAGGGGCAAUUCUACUUGGAAUAGCAAGUCUGUAUUUUCUAGAAGCUUCUCUCUUAGCUCUCACUGUUCUUUUCUAGAGUGGGUGUUGCAUAGGGUGCUGUAAGUUUCAUGAAUGAAUUCUGCCUCAAGAUUUAAAGUAAAUCCUUUGGAACUGCAAUGUCUGUCAUAUAUUGCAUACAAAGAUUUAUUAUCUCUAGGUAGAAGUGAUAUAAAACAUUCACAGAAAACAGCUGAUCUUUAAAACACUUGUUUACUUCUUGGGCCAUGAAUCUUAUAU